GUGAACUUGAUACUCCGCCCCAGACCCCUUAGCUGGAGUCUUAUUUAAGGGGAGUCCUCCCCUGAUCUCUUCGUCCCAGUGGAAGCAUCAGUCUUGCGACACAACUUGACCAUCCCAGGAAGCAAUCAUGUGUGACGACGAGGAGACUACCGCCCUUGUAUGCGACAAUGGCUCCGGCUUGGUCAAGGCUGGGUUCGCCGGAGACGACGCUCCCCGUGCUGUCUUCCCUUCCAUCGUUGGAAGGCCCCGCCACCAGGGUGUGAUGGUGGGUAUGGGUCAGAAGGACAGCUACGUCGGUGAUGAGGCCCAGAGCAAGAGGGGUAUCCUCACUCUGAAGUACCCCAUCGAGCAUGGCAUCAUCACUAACUGGGACGACAUGGAGAAGAUCUGGCACCACACCUUCUACAAUGAGCUCCGUGUGGCUCCAGAGGAGCACCCCACCCUGCUCACCGAGGCCCCCCUCAAUCCCAAGGCCAACAGGGAGAAGAUGACUCAGAUCAUGUUUGAGACCUUCAACGUGCCUGCCAUGUAUGUGGCCAUCCAGGCUGUGCUGUCCCUGUACGCUUCUGGCCGUACCACAGGUAUUGUGCUGGAUUCCGGUGAUGGUGUGACCCACAAUGUUCCCAUCUAUGAGGGUUAUGCUCUCCCCCACGCCAUCAUGCGUCUGGAUCUUGCUGGUCGUGACCUGACCGACUACUUGAUGAAGAUCUUGACUGAGCGUGGAUACUCUUUUGUCACAACUGCCGAGCGUGAGAUUGUGCGUGACAUCAAGGAGAAGCUUUGCUAUGUGGCUCUGGACUUUGAGAAUGAGAUGGCCACCGCUGCUUCCUCUUCCUCCCUGGAGAAGAGCUAUGAGCUUCCCGACGGUCAGGUCAUCACCAUCGGUAACGAGCGUUUCCGUUGCCCUGAGACCCUCUUCCAGCCUUCAUUCAUAGGUAUGGAGUCUGCUGGUAUCCAUGAGACUGCAUACAACAGCAUUAUGAAGUGCGACAUUGACAUCCGCAAGGACCUGUAUGCCAACAACGUCCUGUCUGGUGGUACCACCAUGUACCCUGGUAUUGCUGACCGUAUGCAGAAGGAGAUCACUGCUCUGGCUCCCAGCACCAUGAAGAUCAAGAUAAUUGCUCCCCCCGAGCGUAAGUACUCCGUCUGGAUUGGAGGCUCCAUCCUGGCCUCCCUCUCUACCUUCCAGCAAAUGUGGAUCACCAAGCAGGAGUAUGAUGAGGCUGGCCCCUCCAUUGUUCACAGGAAGUGCUUCUAAGCCAGCCAACUCUCCUUUCCACCAUACAUUUGUACUGUGUCUGUUACUGUAUAUACAUGUGUUGUAAUAAAAGUGGAUCAUUAUAACA
Electrophorus electricus (electric eel) is the source of this 1349-nucleotide messenger RNA. It is a transcript of the gene actc1b, whose product is annotated as actin alpha cardiac muscle 1b. The record is from RefSeq and is a predicted model, not a curated record. NCBI's taxonomy places the organism in Eukaryota, Metazoa, Chordata, Actinopteri, Gymnotiformes, Gymnotidae.